This is a messenger RNA of Helobdella robusta, 519 nucleotides long. RefSeq lists its product as hypothetical. Bases 1 to 519 code for a protein of 172 amino acids. The record is from RefSeq and is a predicted model, not a curated record. NCBI's taxonomy places the organism in Eukaryota, Metazoa, Annelida, Clitellata, Rhynchobdellida, Glossiphoniidae. The transcript has 3 exons.
AUGUCGAUCAAAGGAUGUCAAUGUGCUAGAAAUAUGGAAGAUAAAGACGCAAUUCAGUGCUUUCAAUGUCAACUUGCUUUUCACCAAGACUGUGUCGGAAUAAGUAAAUCAGCUUUCAAGGUUAUCAGUUCCGUGUCUAAUAUUAAGUGGUAUUGUGAUGAAUGCAUGAAACUACUUCCUGAUGUAAAGUCAUUAAAUAAAGCUGUGCGUGAUAGCAAUCAUGCGCUCAACACUAAAAUUGACAAAAUUGAUGAAUCGAACAAUUUGUUGAGGAGCGAACUUGAAGCUAUCAAAAGUGAGGGGAACGGUGGGGAGGUGGCGGAUCGUCAAACUCAGAGAGCAUCUGGUGAAGUGAUUUCUGGUGAAGGUAUUGCUGAUGGUGCUGGUGGUGGAAGGCCGUUCAAUUCAUCUUCCGCUGAUACCCUGUUGAAUAUGUUUAAUUCUGAAAUCGUGAGGAUUGUGGAUAUGGUUGCUCCUUGUCGUUAUGUCAAAUCUACUCAUGUACUAUCUGCCCCUUGA